Liolophura sinensis is the source of this 1256-nucleotide messenger RNA. Its product is annotated as alpha-1,6-mannosyl-glycoprotein 4-beta-N-acetylglucosaminyltransferase-like. Gene Ontology annotation, biological process: protein N-linked glycosylation. Bases 146 to 745 code for a protein of 199 amino acids. Lineage: Eukaryota; Metazoa; Mollusca; Polyplacophora; Chitonida; Chitonidae. Gene Ontology annotation, molecular function: acetylglucosaminyltransferase activity. The record is from RefSeq and is a predicted model, not a curated record. The transcript is spliced from 3 exons.
UUAAAUUCUCACACCUCAGUUUUACCUCAAACUCUGCCGAAAGUGCGUAUCACAAGCACACUGUAGCAAGUGAACAAUAUCCCUAUACCGAGUUGAAAGUGGUUUAAAGAAAACAGACGGCAUUGUAGACUUGAUUUUCGUCGCCAUGCGGCAGGGAAUGAAAUGUAAGAUUUGGGCCAUUCUAAUUCUCCCAACUUUCAUGAUGUCCAUACUGAUAUGGGCAGAAUCAAUGAGGCUUAUGAUCAGCGAUGCCGGCACCAGGAUCGUGCUAAGAGAAAGAAAUGAAGACAGGCUGCGUAUGCAUGAUAACAAAAGUCGGCCACAACAAGAGUCCUUGCCCAAGCUCUUUGAAAUUCCACCGAAUCUGUUCGAAAACGCUCUUGUGGCGGGAAAGGUGAGGCCAAACAAAGUGAAGUUCACGUUCGCUAUUUCCUCCAUCGAGCGACAGGAGAAUGCAACCUACAUCUUUAACACCAUUGACUCGCUGCUGGCCAAUGCCAACGCCACGCAAGUGGAACAGGUCGCUUUCGUCAUUCUACUGGCGGAUUUCGCGGAGUCUUCCAGGCAAAAACUUUCCAAAGCUCUUGUACAGCGAUACGAAAACCACUUCCAGUCGGGUCUCAUGAGAACCAUUCAAGCUCCGAGAGAUUUUUACCCAGAUCUGGACAAUCUCAAACUUACCUACAACCACCCGGUGCAGAGAGUAAAUGGCGUUCCAAGCAGAAUUACGAUUUCGCGUACUUAAUGUUGUACAGUCGUGACGUGGCAGAUUAUUAUUUGCAGCUGGAAGACGAUGUAACCACCGUUCUAAUUACAUCGGAAUGAUGGAGGACUUCGUGAGGAAUCAUAAAAGGUUUAUCUGCCUGGAGUUCAGUGAACUCGGAUUCAUUGCAAGCUAUUCCAUUCUUACGAUCUUGAAAAACUUGCCAAAAUGUUGAUGUUGUUUUACAACGAACAACCUAAUGAUGUCACCUAUUUACAUUUCAAUAAGUUGAUGUUGCAGUCAGGAAGAAUCGUGAGAAAACCGACACUGUUUCAACACCACGGAUACUACUCGUCAUUGUCCAUAAAAAGAAAAAAUACGAAGGACAGGUUCUUCCUAGAAAAUAAGAUAAACCAAACAGGCAACAUGAAAAAGCAAAUUAAAAUAAAAAGUUGAACAAGACGCGUUCAAACGUUCCCAAUCAUCAAAAGGCGAACCUCACGUACGAAGUCGUUAAAUACGUGUAUAAAUAUAUGAGUCGUGUUAAUGGACA